Molecule: messenger RNA, 2196 nt
Organism: Cucumis melo (muskmelon)
Lineage: Eukaryota; Viridiplantae; Streptophyta; Magnoliopsida; Cucurbitales; Cucurbitaceae
Product: F-box protein At2g26850-like
Exons: 6
Coding region: 779-1933 (384 amino acids)
Molecular function (GO): protein binding
Source: RefSeq, a predicted model, not a curated record
UAUGCAAACAAGGCAAAAAUGGCCAAAUGGGGCCACUCCUUAUUUAAAUUCACGUAAUCAAAUUUCACACUCCAUUGGUGGGUGACCAAACCAACUUCCCUUGCUUCUCAUAAAUGGCCUACAAUGGCGGUGGUGGUAGCAUUGCCCUUUCAUUGCUUCUAACAAGCUGCAGCUCCCAGUUAGGCAGCUCCUCAGUGCUUGUUUUGGACCAUUCGAAUCUUCUGUCUUUAUCGUGGAGUUGUGUGGUUUUGAGGGUUUUGAGUCUUUAUCUCUACUGGGUUGUGGUCCAAGUUUGGCCUCUCUUGUGUUUCUUUUCAGGGUUUGGGCAUCUGGGUAUCUCUCUGUUUUUGUUUUUUUGUUUUUUUUAAAUCAAUUUUGAGGAGUUUUCAUUGAUUUCUCGAUGAGGGUUUUCAAUUGACUAUUUACCAUGAUUUCUGUUUAAGAAGCUUCAUGAUGUUUGAAUGACAACGGCAAUGUGUUAUUAGCUCUGAUGAAGCAUUUAGUAUUUCCCUGUUCUUGAAGUUGUUGCUGUAGCCUGUAUUGCUGUUUCUUAGUGACAGAAGCUUGUCGGUUGUGAUGUCUACAACAAUCACUUUCAUGAUAAAAAGUUGUCCUUUCUUCUCAUUGUUUCUUCUUUCUCUCUUCAAAAUCAAAAGCUAGUGAUUUCCAUCAACUGUUUUCUAUCACUUCGCUUUUUAUACAUUGGUUUGAUUCCCCAUUUUUAUUCCUUGGUCGAGCCAUUUUUGUUUCAUUUUCUGCUAGGAUUUCAUAGAGUACAAUGUUUUAUCUGCUCAUCUCUUUCCUUUCCUUCAUCCUUCUUUCUAAGUCCUUCUCUUAUAAACGCUUGCUGCCAUGGGAGGCCAAGAUGAGUUUCUUGACUGCUUUACUUGUAUCAAGGUUCCAUAAGAGCAAACUUGCUUUGAGUUUUUUUCUGGUUCUCAAGGUCUCCGAUCCGUCAUUAAAGAGCAAUAGAUGUAGCGCAAAACAGGGGAAUUUAGAGGAGGAAAGGGGGACUUCACUCUUGGAUUUGCCUGAGUUGGCUCUCGAGUCAGUUCUCGGCCGGCUUUCGCCAUCUGAGUUGUGUAGGAUGGCAAAUGUGUGUACUUAUUUGAGGGAUGUUUGUGAAGAUGACUAUUUCUGGGAGAAGCACAUGAAGCAGAAAUGGGGGAAGUUGAUGGGUAAUUCUGCUUGUAAAGAAUGGCAUUUGCACAUAGCUCGUCAGAGGAGAUCUAAGCUCACAAAUUCACCUCAGAAGAAAGGUUUUUUCAGUUCGUAUUCUGGAAGUUGGUCUUUUCUGCUGACUAGACCAAAACCAGAAAGUAGAGGCAACAUCAGGAGUCCUGAUUCAAUGAAGGCUUGGUAUCAAUCUCUUGAAAAUGGAAAGUUAUGGUUCCCAGCUCAAGUGUACAAUAGAGAGAGUGGUCAUGCUGGUUUCAUGUUGUCUUGUUAUGAUGCCCAAAUAUCUUACGAUUCCCAGACCGACAUGUUCAAGGCAAGAUAUCCACCACACGGGAGACGCGCAAUAGAGGAAAAUAUUUUUUGGAACAGGCUAAGAGCACCGCCUGUCGAUAUUCCUCCCCAUCUUCUUCAUGCCUCUGAAUGUUUAGCUGACCUGAAGCCUGGUGAUCAUGUCGAAAUCCAAUGGAGAAAAAGCAAGGAGUUUUCUUAUGGUUGGUGGUACGGUGUCGUAGGCCACUUGGAAGCGUGCGAUGGGAGUGCAAACAACUGCCAUUGUUGCUGUAAUGACAUGGUGUUGUUGGAGUUCAGUCAGUACGGCGUCGGGUCACGAUGGAGAAAGACGGUAAUAAACCGAAAGAGCCACAAGGAAGUAGGGAACGAAGCAGAUGGUUAUUAUGGAGGACUGAGGAAGCUUUACAAAGAAGAGGAAAUUACGAGGUGGAAAUGCUUGUGGCCUAAUAGAGUUUUGGAAUAGAAUCAUUUCUUUCUUCUUUCUUCUUUCUUCUCUGCUCCUGUUUUUAUGUACAGAUUUGGUUUUUUUUUUUUUUUUUUUUUUCCUUUUUCUUAACCAUCUUUUCCAUUUCUUUCUCUUUGAGAUUUUCUCUCAAAUUAUGAGUUAAGAGGCAUUGCGUGGAGAGUCUUUUGGAGGAUGUUUUGCAUAUAACAGACUUCUCUAAUUUUGUAUCUUAUAUGUAAAUUUGAGAAUUUUCAAAGAGGUUUUUUUUCAGUUAUUCAACA